Molecule: messenger RNA, 879 nt
Organism: Acanthosepion pharaonis
Lineage: Eukaryota; Metazoa; Mollusca; Cephalopoda; Sepiida; Sepiidae
Source: the annotation of a GenBank genome assembly
AUGCGUGCCCUUUACGCUUCCCUAAAGAUGUCGUCUGCUUUUAUUUGUGUAGAACAUUCGUUAAGUUCACCUUUCAUCUUCUGUAAAUUCUCCAUUUUUCUAUUUUUCUUUCCUUUUUUCUCUUCCCUUCUAUCUCUGCAUUUUCUUCAUAUUUUAUUUGUUUUCUUCUUCUUCUUCUUCUUCUUCUUCUUCUUCCAUUCCUCCUCCUCCCUCUUUUUUCUUCUUUUAUUCUUCUUCUUCUUCUACUACUACUUCUACUUCUUCUUCCACUCAUCCUUUCUUCUUCCACUCUUCCUCUUCCUCCCUCUUCUUCUUCUUCUUCUUCUACUCAUCCUUUUUCUUCUUCUUCUUCUUCCACUCCUCCUCCUCCUCCUACCCCUCCUUCUUCUUUUUCUACUUCUUCUUCUUCUACUCAUAAUUUUUCUUCUUCUUCCAUUCCUCCUCCUCCCACUUCUUCUUCUACUACUACUUCUUUUUUACUCAUCCUUUUUCUUUUUCUUCCACUCCUCCUGCUCCUCCCUCUUCUUUUUCUUCUUCUUCUCAUCCUUCUUCUUCUUCUUCUUCCAUUCCUCCUCCUCCCUCUUUUUUCUUCUUUUAUUCUUCUUCUUCUUCUACUACUACUUCUACUUCUUCUUCCACAUCCUUUCUUCUUCCACUCUUCCUCUUCCUCCCUCUUCUUCUUCUUCUUCUUCUUCUUUUUCUUCCACCCCUUCUUUUUCUUCUUCUACUUCUUCUUUAGUACCAUAUUCUUCUAAUUCUUUUCUUUUCGUUCUCUAUUUCCUGGUUUCUCUGCAUUUUCACUAUCAUUCCUGCAAAUCAUUAUUUCACUUUUCUUUCUUUUCUAUCUUUCUUUCUUUCUUUCUUUCUUUCUUUCUCUGA